Messenger RNA from Helianthus annuus (common sunflower), 3568 nucleotides. Its product is annotated as arginine decarboxylase. Bases 1857 to 3380 code for a protein of 507 amino acids. Gene Ontology annotation, molecular function: catalytic activity. Lineage: Eukaryota; Viridiplantae; Streptophyta; Magnoliopsida; Asterales; Asteraceae. The transcript has 10 exons. The record is from RefSeq and is a predicted model, not a curated record.
UUGAACUCCCUCUCAAAAUUUGCCCCAACUAUCUUUAAUCUGCCAUAGGUUCCCACAAACCCAAAUUUUCCCAAAUUCCCUCUCAAAGCUUUGAAGUUGUCAGGAAUUUCUCCAUAGUUCAUUUCCAUCUGAGCAUUCAUUUCCAAAUCUUGAUUCGUGGUUCUGAAACACUAGGGCAAACAACAUAUCUGAUGCAUGCGCUAGGUAUGGAGUAUGUUUGGAUGUGGAGCUGAGUUCCGAUGGGUCACCAGUGCGGUAAGGGAUGGCGGUGUUCUGUUCCGGUACAACAGAUGACGAGGGUUAUUUUGCACUUCAUCGAUAGGAUGCUUCGAGUCAAUUCCGACGGUUCGGUUUCACGACACGGAUGUUGGAUGUGAACACGUAUUAGCGUUGAUAUGCUUGAUUGCGCUUCUUUGUUUCACGGAUUUGGGUCUACUUCGUAGACUUUAGAUGUAGGCAUUACAGGCACCAAGCGAUUAAGAAUAGCGUACCGGAUCGUAGCGAAUUCGUGCCAUCUAGUAUGUUGUGGUUUGUUGGUUGUUCGAAGUGGCUGGGUUGUCUACGUGUAAAGGGAGUAAGAUAAAGGUCGGGGAGCACGUGAAGUUUACGUUUCCGAUGGAGAGAUCGUUGACCGGUCCCCCACCAGAGAAAUUUGGCGGUGGCGGGAGGGGUAGGCAGCCAGUUGCGUGUUCGGAGAUUGUGAGGUUUUCUACUGUGGCUUCUGGGGAGGGAAAACGAAGAGAUAUCUCUGAUAACAAUCUCGACAAUAUCGUGGGUGUUGCAAAUGACUCUGAGUUAGAGAAAAUGGAACCUCCUAGUGCUUUAUCGUGUGAUCUCGUCCCUAUCAAAAGCAAGCGCUUUAUUGGAUGGUUCAUUUGGAGAAGGGACCGUGCAUUUAUGACGCAGCUACAACCCUUCACCCGUGUUGGGAUGCCUAUCAUCUUGCCGACAAGAGGAAGUUUAUAGUUUAUGUGAACGCGUUUUCGGGUGAACUUUCACUUAUUUUCAUGCUAAUUCAUCAACUAUAGUAUAUAUUUCCAUGCCACAUAACUUAUUUUAAGUGGGAUGAGCGUCCACAGCGACUCAUGAUCGGAGAAGAAGGGGUAAUCACAGAGGAGUACCAUAGAGAAGGAAAAGAGGGUUUGAAAAUGUUUGAGUGAGAAACCGGAAAAGAGGAAUAGGGUAUUUAAAGAGACGCGACUGACUUGCAGGUAACCGUCACGUCAGUUGUCUCUUCAAAAUUCAAAAUAAAGAACACGUGUUGUUAAAGGGUUAACUCCCGCUUUAAUAAGACCGGCGAUGUAAUGAUUAGUGAAGAUGGCUCAUUAUAACCGAUCCCAGAGGGACCCACUAGAAGAAACCACUCUUUAAACGGUUAUGGCUCAGCCCUGGAUCAUGAGCCUCGGGUCUCAGAACCAGGGACUAAAGAUGACUUGACGAUGGGCCAGUGGGUAAACCCACUUUACCCGCUUUGGGCCUUUUUAUCUAGAAGCCCAAUUAUUUAAAAAGCCCACCGGUCAUAAUAACCUUACUCACUAAGGUUUCUCCUAUGUAUAAAUGGGCGGGAAACAGCUAAGGAAGACAGGGCUCAUUAAAUGCAUGACAAGAGGCGGCUCCGGUCUAAGUCACUGUACUUAUCCGACGGAUCAUUAAUGAAGAGGAUCAUCCUACCGUUGGGGGUCAGACACAUGUCUGACCUUCCCAAGAACCCCCAAAAACCGUCGGAUCAUGCAUGAGAGAAUCCUUAACAAAGAUAAGGGCAUGUCAUUAUAUAAGAAAGGAAGAAGGAUCCAAGGAAGAGGCUAAGGUGUAAAGGAACAUCAAGAGCAUCUCCGUAUCAGGAAGGAAACAACCGAAUGCUAAGGAACAAGGAGGAUAUCCUAGACAAUAAAAAACACCUCAAUGAUAAUAUGCAAAUUUCCGAUUCUCAAGAUUCAGAAAUCCCUCCAUUGGUUAGUAGACUGAAGGCUGUAGCCGCGCAAAAUGAUGCAUAUUUUCAAUUUCCGGGUCAUAACAAAGGUCAAGCAGUUCCAUCUUCGUUGUCUUCUGUCAUUGGAGUACAACCUUUCAUUCAUGACUUUACAACGUUCCCAGCGGUGGACAACCUGUUUGCACCUAAGGGCCCCAUUUUGGAUGCGCAAAAGCAAGCUGCUAAAUUGUUUGGAGCUGAAGAGACAUGGUUCUUAGUUGGCGGUUCAACGUGUGGGACUCAAGCUUCUAUCUUGGCUACUUGUUCACCUGGAGACACCCUAAUUAUACAGAGAAACUCUCAUAAAUCAGCCUUUGCUGGUAUGGUGUUCUCUGGUGCAAUACCAAAGUACAUCAUCCCUGAAUAUGAUUUUGACUGGGACAUUGCUUGUGGCAUCACUCCUUCACAGGUGGAGAAGGCAAUGAAAGAGUUGGAUUCUGAAGGUCGAAAAGCAUCCGCAGUUUUCAUUACCUCUCCUACUUAUAACGGCAUUUGCAGCAAUCUGAAAGAGAUUGCCGUCUUGUGUCAUUCUCAAAACAUUCCGCUCAUUGUAGACGAGGCUCACGGGGCCCACUUACGCUUUCACAAAAGCUUGUUACCUCUUUCAGCUCUUCAUCAAGGGGCCGAUAUUUCCAUACAGUCAACCCACAAGGUAUUGGGCUCUCUCACACAAUCUUCAAUGUUACAUUUGUCAGGAAAGAUUGUAGAUAGGGAAAGAAUAUGCAACUGCCUUCAAACCCUUCAAAGCACAAGUCCAAGCUAUCUUCUUUUAGCUUCCUUAGAUGCUGCAAGAGCUCGAAUAGGUGAACACCCGGAUACCAUUUUUAACAAACCAGUUGAAUUAGCCAUGGAAGCGAAAGCUCUUGUAGAAACGAUUCCUGGAAUUACAGUCUUUAAUUCUUCUAAAUAUGGAACCGACCCUUUAAGACUUACAGUUGGGGUGUGGAAGCUUGGUAUAUCUGGUUUUGAAGCUAAUGGUAUAUUAGAAAAAAAAUACGGAGUGAUUUCGCAACUUCAUGGGACACGUUCUAUUUGCUUUAUAGUAAAUCUAGGAACCAGUAGAGAUGAUAUUAUGAGACUCGUGUCAGGGUUAAAACAUCUAUCCGAAACAUACGCCUCAAUUCGAGUAAAUGAUAUACAUACACAUCCUCUUAGUGAAAUGAAUACCAGCAUGAUACUGAGCCCGCGAGACGCAUUCUUUGCAAGUAAAAAGAAAGUGAGGUUUGAAGAAAGUGUUGGGAAAGUUUGUGGAGAGUUAGUAUGUCCAUUCCCAGCAGGAAUUCCACUACUUGUACCUGGGGAAGUCAUCACAGAGGAAGCAUUAAGUUACCUCAUGGAACGGAAAAACAAGGGUGCUUUGGCGAUCGGAGUUGCUGAUUCUACUCUCUCCUCCAUGGUUGUUUGCACUUAAUGUAGAGAUGUAGUUCGAAUAGUGAACACCGAAGAAAGCCAUUGGAAUCUUUAAUGGGUCAAGAUUGUUACCAAUAUGAUGGUUUUCUUUGGCUAGUUUGUUUACAUGUUUUUAUUUGUUCUUUUGUAAUUCAUUGCCUAUCUAAGUGGCUUCUCAUUUAUCAAUAAAGUGUGUACAUUUUCAACUUA